AUGGAUGACUUGAUUGAGGCUAGCGAAGCUCCUGGCGAUUCGAUCUUGGAAGAUUUACGUCAAUUUACUGGAUUGGGUUAUCUGUGCUAUUCUAUUUGUGUCCGUCUCUUGCAUGUUGUUUUUGCCAUUAAAGCGCUCCUCAAUGCAGAUUGCCAGGUGUACAAAUUCAAGAGGAGCGACGACAGCGAUCUCUGCCCUGAGAUACCAAGUCACAUCAAAGUGCAGCCUCUCGAGGAUAGCCAGGAGUUUGCCGUGGAUGGCGCCAAGGUGCGCAUUGUCCAUACGCCAGGACACACCACAGAUCAUGUUGUGCUCACCACAGACGAUGGAACGCUCUUUAGCGGCGAUUGCAUAUUGGGCGAGGGCACCGCUGUCUUUGAGGAUCUAUUCGAUUACAUGCGCAGCUUGGAUAAAAUACUGAAAAUACAACCGCAACGCAUCUAUCCAGGACAUGGCAAUGUCAUUGAGGAGCCGCUGGGCAAGAUUGAGUAUUAUAUACAACAUCGCAACCAGCGGGAACAGCAGAUAUUGCAGUUCUUUGUGGAGCGUCCUCUGCAGCCUUGGGAGGCCAUGGAUGUGGUUAAAGUGGUGUACAAGGAGACACCUGAACAAUUGUGGCCAGCGGCUGCCUACAAUGUGGAUCAUCAUCUCAGCAAACUACACAAGGAGGGGAAGCUCCAAGUCGCCAGCGAAAAGGAUGACACCAAGUUGUAUUCUUAUCAAGCAAACAGCGCACUUUAAAUUUAACAUAUUUUAUUUCUAUUAUCUCUUUUGUUUGUAAAUGAGUUUAUACGUUAAAUAGACUGAAAGUCGAGUUAAAAAGGAAAUUGUUUCAUAUUACUAAAUAUA
This is a messenger RNA of Drosophila innubila, 849 nucleotides long. RefSeq names its product beta-lactamase-like protein 2 homolog. The transcript is spliced from 3 exons. The record is from RefSeq and is a predicted model, not a curated record. Lineage: Eukaryota; Metazoa; Arthropoda; Insecta; Diptera; Drosophilidae. Gene Ontology annotation, cellular component: mitochondrial matrix. Gene Ontology annotation, molecular function: single-stranded RNA binding; RNA endonuclease activity. Bases 1 to 741 code for a protein of 246 amino acids.